AUGGCGGAUUCGCAUCGCUCGAACGGCGUCGAGGUAACGAAUUCCGAUCCCAUUUCCACGAAUUUGAAUCGAAAUGAGAAUGCGAAGAGUUUCAAGAUUUUCGUAGGGUAUGAUCCUAGGGAAGAUAUUGCUUAUGAGGUGUGCCGCUAUUCUUUGUUGAAGAGGGCUUCGAUCCCAAUUGAGGUUUUCCCCAUUAAGCAAUCUGAGUUGCGUGAAAUGGGGGUUUAUUGGCGGGAGAGGGGGAAACUAGAGAGCACUGAGUUCUCGUUUUCGCGUUUCUUGACGCCUUAUUUGGCGAAUUAUGAGGGAUGGGCCAUGUUUAUGGAUUGUGAUUUCCUGUACUUGGAUGAUAUCAAGAAACUAGUAGAGUUGAUUGAUGAUAGGUACGCGAUAAUGUGCGUGCAGCACGACUACACGCCUAAGGAGACCACGAAAAUGGAUGGUGCAGUGCAGACUGUGUAUCCUAGGAAGAACUGGUCUUCCAUGGUGUUGUACAAUUGUGGUCACCCCAAGAAUAGGAGCUUAACCCCCGAGUUAGUGAAUAAGGAGACGGGGGCGUUUCUCCAUAGGUUCCAAUGGUUGGAUGAUGAUGAGAUUGGGGAGAUCCCAUUUGUGUGGAACUUCCUUGUAGGCCACAACAAGGUUGUUGAGGGCGACCACACCACCUUCCCUAAGGCCAUACAUUACACGCUUGGUGGGCCGUGGUUUAAGGAGUGGAAGGAUUGUGAGUUUGGUGAUCUCUGGCUCACUGAGUUGGAGGACUACCACAAGGCUGCUGCUGCUGUCUAGUUUCUUGCUACAUCAUAACUACUUAUCUUUCUUAAGCUUCUGUUCAUGUUCAUACCAUUUGUUUCUUGCUGCUUCUUUAUUGUAAUAUAGAAACUCAGAUUUCUUUAUAUCAGAAUCAUAAUUUCUUGGACAAGAGAAGAGAAGAGUGUGAAAGAUGUAAUCUUGGAUUUCCAUUAGCUGUAGUUUGUGUAUUUCUCUGUUCCUGCAUCAAUAAUAUCUUACAUUACUUUCUGGCAAA
This is a messenger RNA of Salvia miltiorrhiza (redroot sage), 1027 nucleotides long. RefSeq names its product protein CDI-like. The record is from RefSeq and is a predicted model, not a curated record. The transcript has a single exon. Lineage: Eukaryota; Viridiplantae; Streptophyta; Magnoliopsida; Lamiales; Lamiaceae. Bases 1 to 789 code for a protein of 262 amino acids.